Molecule: messenger RNA, 2859 nt
Organism: Quercus robur (English oak)
Lineage: Eukaryota; Viridiplantae; Streptophyta; Magnoliopsida; Fagales; Fagaceae
Product: pentatricopeptide repeat-containing protein At5g02830, chloroplastic
Exons: 12
Coding region: 145-2700 (851 amino acids)
Molecular function (GO): protein binding
Source: RefSeq, a predicted model, not a curated record
CCCAUUCCUAUCCCAAGCAACAGAGUCACAGACACCAACUGAAACACCUGCCUUUCAAACCCAAUCCACUUCCAAAACCAAAACCCAUAUAAACCCCUCACUCACAAAAAUGCAUAAACAGACAAUCCCAACACUUGGCCAACAAUGAGAGAGUUGGUCAUCCUUAGCUACUCCUCUAUUGCCACUCCUUCCCACAAUCACCACCACAACCACCACCACAACCCCAUUAAACCUUUCAAACCCACCACCACCACCACCAAGCUCUCUCCCUCCAAACCACCUCAACCACAACCACCACUCUCCACUCUCAACUCCCCUUCUCCUCUACUCUCCUCUCGCCACACUCUGCAGCUCAAGUACUACGCCAACCUCGCCUCCAAGCUCGCCGAGCAAGGCAAGCUCCAAGACUUCGCAAUGAUCGUAGAGACUGUGAUUGUUUCUGGGGCUGACGCUUCACAGUUUGUCUCGGCGUUGAGCGUGGAGCUUGUGGCGAAAGGAAUCUCGGUGGGUCUUCGAGAAGGGAAGGUUCGGAGUGUGAUUGAGGUUUUGAGGAAAGUUGAGCAGCUUGGGGUUGCUCCGUUGAAGCUGUUUGAUGGGUCUACGAUGGAGUUGCUAGGCAAUGAGUUUUACCGUAUUGUGCAAUGUGGGAAAGUGGAGGAAGUUGUUGAGUUCAUGGAGAUUCUUGCUGGUUUCCGUUUCUCAAUCAAAGAACUACUGAAGUCUUCUGACAUUAUUAGAGCUUGCGUUGAUAGACGUAACCCAAAACUGGCAAUAAGGUAUGCUUGUAUUCUUCCAUAUGGGCAUAUAUUAUUCUCUACUAUUAUACAUGAAUUUGGAAAGAAGGGGGACCUGGUGUCAGCUUUGACAGCAUAUGAAGCAUCCAAGCAACACUUGACUGGUCCUAAUAUGUAUGUCUACCGCACAAUUAUAGAUGUUUGUGGUCUCUGUGGUGACUUCAUGAAAUCUAGGUACAUAUAUGAGGACUUACUCAAGCAGAAGAUCACCCCAAAUAUUUAUGUUUUCAACAGCCUGAUGAACGUGAAUGCCCAUGAUUUGAGCUACAUAUUGCAUGUACACAAGAACAUGCGAAAUCUUGGUGUCAUGGAGGAUAUGGCAUCUUAUAAUAUCCUUUUGAAGGCAUGCUGUCUUGCUGGCAGAGUUGAUAUGGCCCAAGACAUUUACAUGGAAGUACAACAUUUGGAAUCAAGAGGAGUGUUGAAGUUGGAUGUUUUCACUUACAGCACCAUUGUGAAGGUCUUUGCGGAUGCAAAACUGUGGCAAAUGGCACUACACAUCAAGGAAGAUAUGUUGUCAGCUGGUGUGGCUCCUAACACUAUUGCAUGGUCAUCAUUGAUCAGAGCCUGUGCCAAUGCAGGUCUUGUAGAACGGGCGAUUCAAUUGUUUGAUGAGAUGCUGUUGGCUGGCUGUGAACCCAAUACACAGUGUUGCAACAUCCUUUUAGAUGCUUGUGUUGAGACUUGCCAGUUUGACAGGGCCUUCCGUCUUUUCCAGUCUUGGAUGGGAGGUAGAGUCUUAGAGACUAUUGGUGAAUGCAAUAUUAAUUUAAAUGCAGAGCAUGGAGUCAAAAAUUGCAGUACUAGUGUGCCAACUGGCAUAUCUACUUCACGCCGCUUAAAUUAUCCUAGGAAGUUUCCCUUUACACCCACAACUGCAACAUAUAAUAUUUUGAUGAAGGCUUGUGGUACUGAUUACUACCGUGCAAAAGCUUUGAUGAAUGAGAUGAAAGUCAUAGGUCUUUCCCCUAAUCAUAUAAGUUGGUCAAUUUUGAUUGAUGUAUGUGGAGGCUCAGGCAAUGUAGAAGAUGCCAUACGGAUUUUCAGAUAUAUGCUUGGUGCUGGAAUUCAACCAGAUGUUAUUGCAUAUACAACAGCCAUCAAGGUUUGCGUGGAAAGUGAAAAUUUGAAGCUAGCAUUUUCUUUAUUUGAGGAAAUGAAGAACUAUCAAAUACGUCCAAAUAUGGUGACUUAUAAUACUCUUUUAAGGGCCCGCAGCAGAUAUGGGUCCUUGGAUGAAGUACAACAAUGCCUGUCUGUUUAUCAAGAUAUGCGGAGAGCAGGGUACAAACCCAAUGAUUAUUAUCUUGAGGAGCUCAUAGAGGAAUGGUGUGAAGGAGUAAUACAAGACAACAAUCAGAACAGAGAAGAGUUCAGUUCCUGCAACAAAAGCUACUUAGGAAGACCUCAAAGUCUACUUCUUGAAAAAAUUGCAAUGCACUUGCAAAAGAGUAAUUCUGAAAGCCUCACAAUUGACCUUAAGGGGCUUUCAAAGGUUGAAGCUCGCAUUGUUGUUCUUGCAGUUCUACGAAUGUUCAAAGAGAACUACCAUACUCAUGGACAUUCAGUAAAAGAUGACAUAUUGAUCACCUUGGGAGUCAGUAAAGCAGUCACAGAUCCAGCAACACAGAAUUUUGAGGUGAAAAGUGCAAUAAUCAAACUUCUGCAGGAUGAAUUGGGGCUUGAGGUUCUUUUAGCAGGACCAAGGAAUGCACUUAAUAAAAAGAAAAAUUCAGAAUCCCUUCUUGAGUCAGAUUUAAACUUGGAACAAUUGACACGAAGGAAGAGUUUAUUAACAGAGCUUGAAAGUUCCACUAGGAGACCAGAUGUUGUACAAAGGUUAAAGGUCACAAGGAAAUCAUUGCAAUAUUGGUUGCAGAGAAGAUUAGGCGCCAUCAGAAGAUGAUUAUUUUUGUAUGUGAAACCACUUGUAGAGUCUGUACAUGAUAUCAUAUGUACUAUAUUCUUAGUAAAUGCAUUGUAAUACCAUAAGUCACCAAUUGUAAGUUGUACAACAAUUAAAUGUAAUUUGCAAGAUCAUAAAAUAGAAACAGCCUUCUUCUCA